GGCGUACUAAUUAAAUAAUUUGGCAGGUUUUUUUUUUUGUCCAACGCGUAUGGAGACUAGUCUUUUUGAAAAUCUGCGGCUUCCGUCGGUCCCGCUUCCAAUAAGCAACACAACCCACACAUAUCGGUCGCCUGUGCCAGUGAAAGUGCUGGAGUCGCCCAGUGAGCCAGUCAUCUUGGGAGUCGACGAGGCUGGAAGAGGCCCUGUUUUAGGACCCAUGGUUUAUGGAAUCGCGUACUGUUUGAAAGAUUAUUCCAGCGAUCUCAAGUCAGUGUAUGGAUUUGCAGACUCCAAGACCCUCACGGUGGAAAGAAGAGACCAGCUGAUGAAAUCCAUCAUCGAGGCAGACGGAGAUUUGUGUCAGAACGUCGGAUGGGCCACCACGACGAUGACUGCGAGAGACAUUUCGAGCGAAAUGCUCAAGCCACGGGCCAUUGGAAAUAUCAACCUCAACGAGCAAGCACAUGACGCGACGAUUAAGCUGAUUCAAGGAGUUUUGGACCAAAAGGUCAAUCUAAAAGAAGUGUACGUUGACACUGUUGGCCCGCCUGACUCGUACCAGCGCAAACUGAGCAGUAGAUUCCCAGGAAUAAAAGUGACUGUUACCAAGAAGGCCGAUAGUCUGUUCCCUAUCGUGUCGACGGCAUCAAUUGUGGCUAAGGUGACCAGGGACUGCAGUUUGUACCAUCUAGCUGGCGGAGCAGAUUGGGGGUCUGGUUACCCUUCCGAUCCGCGCACGUCACACUGGCUCAACUCGAACGUACAUCCCGUGUUUGGAUGGAACUCCAUGGUGCGCUUUUCAUGGCAGACUUCUCGCGACGCUUUGGCUAAAAGCGGCGCUGUUCCGAUGGUCUGGGAGGACGAAUUGCAGACAAGCGACGAUUUUGCAAACGUUGCCAGUAUGAUGAGCAAGCCUGCUGGCGGGAAGUCAUAUUUUGUAAGCGAUGUGACAGGCGAAUGAAUUAUGGUCUGUGAGCAACUUGUAGGUCAACGUUCUCGUCCAAAUACGUGCGUAGCUGGUUGAAAAGAAAGUAUAUCUGUUUGAAUUUUUCCUCCAUCUCUGCCAGUUGGAGGAAUUUGGCGUGCAUCUGCUGUUUCUUGAGCAGAAUUUGUUCGGCGUAGCGUUUCUGGUCCUCAAGCUGUUGCUUGUUCAGCUCGAUACAUUUGUGAGACAGAGCUUCCAGAAUGUUCAGAAGAUCCUCCUCUGAGUCAUCAACAGUGUUGCGCAACUCUUGGUUGUAUUUUUUCCUGCUUAUCAGAAGUUCUGCCAGUUGCUGAUUCUCCAGCCUGAGUUCUUUGACUCGCCUAGUUUUCGGCGAAGGCGAAUCCAGUUGCGUUUUGUCAAUGGGUUUUAAAUUGCGGUACUUGAAUCUGCUUUCGUCCUCUGUUGGAAACAGACCCUGGUAAUUAGCAUUCAGUGAGGCGGAGAUCUGAUCUGUCUGUUUCCAUAUAUCCUGUUUUAUCUUGGCGUUCUCAUUCAGCAC
Molecule: messenger RNA, 1484 nt
Organism: Ogataea polymorpha
Lineage: Eukaryota; Fungi; Ascomycota; Pichiomycetes; Pichiales; Pichiaceae
Exons: 1
Coding region: 50-961 (303 amino acids)
Biological process (GO): mismatch repair; DNA replication, removal of RNA primer
Cellular component (GO): ribonuclease H2 complex
Molecular function (GO): RNA-DNA hybrid ribonuclease activity; RNA binding
Source: RefSeq, a predicted model, not a curated record